Molecule: messenger RNA, 4357 nt
Organism: Carassius gibelio (silver crucian carp)
Lineage: Eukaryota; Metazoa; Chordata; Actinopteri; Cypriniformes; Cyprinidae
Product: probable ribonuclease ZC3H12C
Exons: 5
Coding region: 165-2696 (843 amino acids)
Cellular component (GO): cytoplasmic ribonucleoprotein granule; nucleus
Molecular function (GO): metal ion binding; RNA endonuclease activity; mRNA binding
Source: RefSeq, a predicted model, not a curated record
UUCAGCACCUCUCAUUGUUCCCUGGAUUACUAUGGAGUCUCUUAAAGUAUCCCUCUCUCCUUCUCCAGGUUUACCUACGAAAGGCAAUCUGAGGGCUGAAUAACAGGUGGCAGGGGUCAGCAAGACUCUCAGUCAGAACAGCGUUGGAUGUUUGUUGCAGAUUCAUGGGCCUGAAAGACCAUCUGGAUGAUGGAACAGGCCACAUCCUCGAACUGGGGCUGGAUCUAGACUACCUUGAUGUCAAGGCUACAGACCAGCACACUGGCGCAGACGCUGGACUUAUCAUGGACAGUGGUUUAUCUGACAUGGGUGACAUUGUGCCCCCCUGCACUAGAAGCUGCGGUUCUUCUCCACAAGAUAACUCAGAGGAAAGUGCAGCGUCAGACAGUGAGCCUGCACAUAGCCACAGUCAUCCUCUUGUUGAUAUGCUUGGUGAAGGGUCCAUCCAUUCAGUCCACCCACCACACUCUAAGUCUCCAUGUCUGGAUAUGGAUUCACUAGUUGUGGAUAUAGUACACCAAGAGCCAGGCCCUGUGAAUACACUCAGGGAAUACCAGACAAAGAUGGAGUUUGCCCUUAAACUUGGCUAUGCAGAAGACUUAGUUCGGCUGGUUCUAAACAAGCUCGGGUCAGAUGCACUGAUCAAUGAUGUUCUUGGGGAGCUGGUAAAACUGGGCAGUAAGCCAGAGAAUGAGGGUGGGACACAGAAUCUCUCCCAAUCCACUUCCACAUCAUCAUCAUCAUCAUCCUCUGGCACAUCUUUCGACAGUUUCUCUGACUUACUUGACUCUCGCCAGUCAGAGUCUCCCUUUGUGGAAGAUAAGGAUAACUUCCGCCCGAUUGUUAUUGAUGGCAGCAAUGUGGCCAUGAGCCAUGGCAAUAAGGAGAUGUUCUCCUGUCAAGGCAUUCAGCUCGCAGUUGACUGGUUUCUUGAACGUGGCCAUCGAGACAUAACCGUUUUUGUUCCGGCCUGGAGGAAAGAACAGUCCCGUCCCGAUGCUCUUAUCACAGAUCAGGAGAUUUUGAGACGUCUGGAAAAGGAUAAGAUUCUUGUAUUUACACCAUCACGUCGUGUCCAGGGCCGCAGAGUAGUCUGCUAUGAUGACAGGUUUAUUGUUAAGCUAGCUUAUGAAUCAGAUGGCAUUAUUGUCUCCAAUGACAACUACAGAGACUUGGCUGUUGAGAAACCGGAAUGGAAAAAAUUUAUUGAUGAACGCCUUCUGAUGUACUCCUUUGUAAAUGAUAAGUUUAUGCCUCCUGAUGAUCCUUUGGGUCGACAUGGGCCAAGUCUGGAGAAUUUUCUUAGAAAAAGACCCAUCAUUCCAGAGCAUAAGAAACAGCCCUGUCCAUAUGGAAAGAAAUGUACCUACGGGCAUAAGUGUAAGUUUUACCAUCCAGAGCGUGGUACACAGCCACAGCGAGCGGUAGCAGAUGAGCUCCGUGCCAGUGCCAAGAACUCCACAGUUAAAAGUGUGGGAGAGACAGGUCUCGUGAAAAGCCACAGUGAGCCUGGAGGCUUCCAUAAUGAUAAAGCUUGUGACGGUAAACGAUCUCUGCCAAAGAGGCAACUGGACCCCAGUAUCCGUGCCCACUCUUACAGUGAUGUGGAAGAUAAACUGUGCUCCAAAACUAAAGCAGACCUGUAUAAGAGCAACCUAGCUCUUCCUCCAGCUCCAGGAGGUCCUCCUUCCUGUCAUGGGUAUAGCCACGACCUGAAAGAUCACAAGCAGAUUCAAGCAGAACCACACGCAAACUGUGAAUCUCCCGAUCUGUAUUACUCCAUGGUUAGGGCAUAUUCUGGUCUAAGCCUGCCCUCUCAGAACAGUCCAGAUCGUCACUUCCUGUCUGAUGCUGAUCCACGGACAAGCUCAGUGGCAUCAGAUUGCAGCAGUGAUGGCAGCAUGAGCUCCGAUUCUUAUGGCAUGGCAACCCACAAUGAGCAUUCUUGCAUGAGUUCUUCUGAUUUGCUACUGGAUGAAGGAAUCAAGUGUCCUCACCACCAACAUCAUCGUAGAAAUUAUCAGUUACCCUCUGUUAUUCCUCCAGGGUUCAUUCUCUCUCCUGCUACAUCUAAUCACCCAGGAUUCCACCACAGUAUACCUCAUGUUCAUAGUUUUGCUCCAGAAGACCAGCAAGACCCCCAUUUCCACCACUCUGUCUCCUACAGCAAGCAUCAAGUGAUAGGCUCCCGCUCAAGCUAUCCUGGAGACUAUCCUCCUCUCUUCCAGAACAACACUCACUCCCAGAACUCUCCUCUGGGUCGUGGCCUUGCUUCAACACUUGUGGACAGCAUGUCAGACUCUUAUGAACACUCUCCACUGCUUCCUAAAAAACCCUAUGUAUCCCAAGAGCGAAAGACCAGCUGGGGUACAUAUUACAGACAGCACUCACAACAAUGCUACGAGCCCAUCGGUUUCCAGGGUCUUUCAAAGAAUCGUGAACAGAUGUGGAGGAUGCCCUGGGGCUGUCCUUCUGCUCCUCCACCCCACCAUCUGCCCCAUGCUUUAUCACACCAGCACCAGGAGCCACUUGCCUUGAGUCGUUACCAGGAAGCACGAGAGAAAGUGUUUACCAACCUGUGCAACAUUUUUCCCACAGAGCUAGUGCAGUUGGUCAUGGGGCGGUACCCUCAUGUGACUGACGCCCAACAGCUGGCAGCAGCCAUUUUGGCAGAAAAGAACUAUGCUGGAUACUAAGCACUGAGGGAAAUGAAAAUACUCUCAUCAUUUACUCACACAUUUACUCUCACACAUCAUUUACUCUCACAUUUUCACAAAUGUGUGAGUUUCUUUCUUCAGAUGAACACAAACAGAGAAUUAUUAUGAUUUUUAUUACUAUUAUUUUUUUAUAUAAAUCUCUGGGGAGACCAUAAAUACACUCACCUAAAGGAUUAUUAGGAACACCAUACUAAUACUGUGUUUGACCCCUUUCGCCUUCAGAACUGCCUUAAUUCUACGUGGCAUUGAUUCAACAAGGUGCUGAAGCAUUCUUUAGAAAUGUUGGCCCAUAUUGAUAGGAUAGCAUCUUGCAGUUGAUGGAGAUUUGUGGGCUGCUUAUCCAGGGCACAAACCCCCGUUCCACCACAUCCCAAAGAUGCUCUAUUGGGUUGAGAUCUGGUGACUGUGGGGGCCAUUUUAGUACAGUAAACUCACUGUCAUGUUCAAGAAACCAAUUGGAAAUGAUAGUAGCUUUUGACAUGGUGCAUUAUCCUGCUGGAAAUAGCCUUCAGGGGAUGGGCACAUGGUGGUCAUAAAGGGAUGGACAUGGUCAGAAACAAUGCUUAGGUAGGCCGUGACAUUCAAACGAUGCCCAAUUGGCACUAAGGGGCCUAAAGUGUGCCAAGAAAACAUCCCCCACACCCUUACACCAUCACCAAAAGUCUGCACAGUGGUAACAAGGCAUGAUGUUCUCAUUCUGUUUAUGCCAAAUUCUGACUCUACCAUCUGAAUGUCUCAACAGAAAUUGAGACUCAUCAGACCAGGAAACAUUUUUCCAGUCUUCAACUGUCCCAUUUUGGUGAGCUCUUCUGCUGUUGUAGCCCAUCCACCUCAAGGUUGUGCAUGUUGUGGCUUCACAAAUGCUUUGCUGCAUACCUCGGUUGUAACGAGUGGUUAUUUCAGUCAAAGGUACUCUUCUAUCUGCUUGAAUCAGUCGGCCCAUUCUCCUCUGACCUCUAGCAUCAACAAGGCAUUUUCGCCCACAGGACUGCCGCAUACUGGAUGUUCUUCCCUGUUCACACCAGUCUUUGUAAACCCUAGAAACUGUUGUGUUUGAAAAUCCCAGUAAUUGAGCAGAUUGUGAAAUACUCAGACCGGCCAGUCUGGCACCAACAUCCAUGCAAUGCUCAAAAUUGCUUAAAGGGUUAGUUCACCCAAAAAUCAAAAUUAUUUUAUUAAUUCUUCUCUUCCAGGUCUGUUGUGAGCGCAUUCACUGCAGUGUAUGAUAUCCAGUUUGCGAAUGAAUCAUCCGAUGUAACCGGAUCUUCUUGAACCAGUUCACCAAAUCGAACUAAAUCGUUUGAAAUGGUUCGCGUCUCCAAUAACCAUUAAUCCACAAAUGAUUUAAGCUGUUAACUUUUUUAAUGUGGCUGACACUCCAUCUGAGUUAAAACAAACCAAUAUCCUGAAAACGGUUCACCGGUUCUUUUGUGCUCGGCGUAAUGGUGUCAUUGGCGAUAUCCGAUAUCCUAAGCCUUCGGUUUACCUGGGCUUAUAACAUUAGCACAUAAUCAGUUCAGAAUCAAUCACCAAAAGAACCAGUUUGGUUCAGACACUCUGUGUGUCAUUCUGCUUCACGCUGAAUCACACAUGCUCAUCAGCUCCUCGGUUCUCGAAUCGGAUGAGUCCGACAGAAACGG